UGAUGACUGGACUGAUAUUGAGGAGGAUGAGGUUCAUGAUACUACCAACAGAAACAUUCCUGACACAUAUCCUAAUAUAGAUAGCAGCAGAACUCCAACAGACACAAGAUUGCCUCCAUCUCCCCCAUCUCACAAGCACAAGUUGCCGUCUUCAAAGCCAGACAGAAAGGCAAAAGUUCGACUUCUACCCAAGUACCCUUGUCGUACAAGAUGUGGAAUGUCUGUUGCAGUCGACACAGCUUGGCAAAAAAAGGGAUUCGACUCUUUGACCUCACACACGUUCUUUAUGUCGACGGACAAGUCAGCUCGUCAAAAAAAAGUGGUGAAAGCAAUUGUCGGCCAUAGAUUGUGUGGCGUAUGCAGCUGGUGGCGGCGAAACAAGCCUGGGCAGAAAGUUCGCCCUCACAGGUGUGUCAGGAAUCAUACUGGCAGUGCUCGAGCAAUGGAGGCCACUAGUGGUGUGAAAGGGGUGAAGGAAUUGUCAGAACAGGGAACACCAGUGGAGUACCUGGAAGGCGAUGGUGACAACACCCUGAUUUCAAAAUUAAAAUCCGACCUAAAUGUAACAAUGAAAAAACGCUUUGACAAUAAUCAUGUUGUUAAAAAUUUCACCAAGAGUCUGUAUAAACUUAAAUCUGAAAAAGGUAUGAAAAUAAGCAAAGCCACAAUUACUCAUCUAGAAAAAUGUCUGAAGUAUGCCUUUUCUAAGAAUAAAGGAGAUGCAACAGGAAUGGAGGAGAAUUUGAAAGGAAUUGUGCCACACCAGUUCGGUGACCACAGCCUAUGCCAAGCACGCUUUUGUGGCUACAAAAGAAACCCAACAGAAAAAUACAUCCACCGCAGUCUGCCCUACAAGACUUCCCUUCAUGAUGACUCACUACGUGAGAGACUUCAAGAUUUAUUCAAGCCUUACACUACACAUGCGCAUCAGUACAUUGAUCUGGGGUCCAGUCAGCAGUGUGAACACGCUAAUAAAGAGGUCACACUGAGAGCACCCAAAAGCCACCACUAUGGUAACUCGUGUAGUCUCGACUACCGUGUACAUGCCACAGCAGCCUUUGUCAAUGAAGGAAGACACUAUAUCUCCGAGAUUGCUGUUUAUCCAGUUCUUGUUCAAGUUAUUGUUUCGUUUUACAUGCCUGAUGUCCAAGCUUUGAAUGAGGUUACAAAAAGCUGGGUCUCUCUCCGGGAGUGCAUACAGUAACCCACGCAGACAAGUGCUUGAAGAGACGCCAUGCUCAAGGGACGAAGGCUCGCGAACCAUCUAUAAAAAAGAAAGCGACUUGAAAAUAAGAAAGACCGCACAACAAGUCAGGGGG
Molecule: messenger RNA, 1319 nt
Organism: Dreissena polymorpha
Lineage: Eukaryota; Metazoa; Mollusca; Bivalvia; Myida; Dreissenidae
Exons: 6
Coding region: 218-1204 (328 amino acids)
Source: RefSeq, a predicted model, not a curated record